GGCCAACGGUUGGGGCUGAGGAGGUGGAGUGACGUUCCCCCCCGGUCCUUGGCAAGUGUGCGCUGAGGACGGUGGGGUUCUGAGCCAGGCUGGCGAUGAUGACCGACAGCGCAGCCUGGACCUGUGGAUCCACGGACGGAGAGGCCGCGGCCAUAGGCUGGGCCGGGGCGUGGUCCGUCUUCUCAGCUCGUUUCUUGUCCAAGCCGAUGCGGGCGUCAGGGGCUCCGCCGUUGAGUUGGUUGCGGAGGUCCGCCGUGAGGUUGAAGGCCUCCUGGAAGACGUCCCUUCCGCCGACCUGGUCGGCCGUGGCGUCCUCAUCGUGCUCCCUGGGCUCUUGGUCCUCAGGGAUGACCUUGCUGACGAGGUUGCGGUUUGAUUUAGUUCUUCCCAUGAUCAGUGGUUAGCUGUGCUUGGUAGCGACGAAGGGUGCUAACUUGAUUGUUCUAGCUCUCAACGAAAGCACCAAAUGAUAGAGUAUAUCUAGAGAGAAGUGAGAGCUAGAGAGAGAAGUGCAAUAAUAUGCUUCAAUAGAAUGAAUUUGUAACCCCUAUAACUACUCCCAAGGGGAGUAUUUAUAGAGAAAAUACGGGCUGGGCUCCCAAGCCUUGGGCUUGGAGGCCCAUUUACAACUGGACCGCUACUGGGCCAAAUACAAAGCCACUAAUGGGCUGUACGAAUGAGUGAGUAUAAAAUCCGGUUCUGUGAGGUCUUCGUGGCCGACGAGGGCGUGGCCGACGAGGGCACGGCCGAGGAGGGCACGGCCGAAGAGGGCGUGGCCGACGAGGGCACGGCCGACAAGGGCGUGGCCGACGAGGGCACGGCCGAGGAGGGCACGGCCGACGAGGGCACCCGGGUUCCUUGGCUUCAGGACCAUAAUCUGAACUGGCACCUUCUCGGCCGACGGGGGUCCCUUGGCCGACGUGGGCGCCACUCGGUGUCUUGUGCUUUCUGUUCUUCCGAGUAUGUGGGUCCGGGGGCUCAGACUCAUAUACUCCAUCAGCGAGUAUUUUGGUCCCAGUGUCUGUUCCUUUUCCCGGCUUUUGUUAAGGUAAAUCCCCGACUCCAAUCUUCUUCUUCCUUCCCGUAUCUCCCUAUGGCCUGCUCCAUGGAGAUUUCUUCCUCCUCUGAGACUAGCUCCGGCUCUUCUACCGGAUCUUCAGCCGGCUCAUCUUCGGCGUCAGAAUCCAGGUCCCGUUCUUCGGCUGAGGCGAGUGGAUCUGACCGUUCCAGCGCCUCUUCAAUGGCAGUCCCUGAUGCAGUGACCGAUGCCGCCAUCCCGGUCGUUGGGGAACAUGUUGACAUGGCCGUUGCGAUGGCGGCACAACCUGCCGCGGCGGUGGGGCACCUAGACGACUACGACUCGGGGGAGGAUGCUGAAGAAGGGGAUGACCUCCGAAUGUAUAAGCGGGGCAUCCCCAUGGACGAUCAUAGGCACAUUGUGCUUAUUCCGAACGUAGCUGCGAUCGAGCAAGUUUUCUCUAAAAGGGCCUUGAGGGAGCUUCAAGUCCUCCUCCCCCCGCCUGCCUAUUAUAGCCUCCGGGGCGCGGAUAACCUCUUCAUGAGACGCCCGGGGAUAGUGAUGGUACAUAUGGACUCCCUGAAGGCCGGACUGCGGUUCCCGUUACACCCGUUCUACCUGGAUUUCUUCGAGUUCUACGGCGUGGUCCCGGCUCAAUUCAUGCCGAAUUCCUACCGCCAGAUCUCGGUGUUCCUUGUCCUUUGUAAAUCACUGGGCUCGCUUUCUCCCUGGAGUUGUUCCACUACUUUUUCCAAGUUACCCCCCAGAAUGUUGAUGGGUUCCUGAGCGUGGCCGCUCGUCUUAAGAGAAAAUUGUUCGAGGGGGCUCCCUCUUCUAUCCAUGAUUGGAAGAACCGUUAUUUCUUUAUCCGUUAUGUGAACGAUCGGCUCCCUGUACGGUGGAACGGAUACCCUCCGAAGGUCCAGACACUAGAACUGGCCCUAGUUCUGCAGGAAGCCGUGGACAAGCUGAGGCUAGGCGGUGUUAGGAGAUUAAAAGGCCUUGUGACCAUUGAGGCACUCUCCAACGCUGGGAUAGGUACCGCCCGUGAUCCCUGUACUGGCCUUCUCUAGUGUUCAUCUUGUGGGCCCGGGCGGUCUGUUCCCUGAGGAGAGUGCCUUUGUGAUUCGCACCGCCCGGUACUAAUGUUAUUUUUUCCUUUUUCAGGUCCUCCCCCUACUCAAGAUCAGAUGGAUAGCGCGGCUAUGGCACUUCGACGUGAGGCAAAGGCUGCCAAGGAACGGGAGACGCUAGCUAAAGCCCGUGCAGCUGCUUUAUCCUCUGGGGCUACUUCUUCGGCCGCAUCGCAGGCUAGCCAGCGGGUCGCCGAUGCAGAGCGGCUUCUGGUUGCUGAGGUGACCGAGCAAAACUCCGAGGCCCCUCCUCAAGAUAACCGGGUUCUGAAUGUGAACCCGGUCGACGUUGCUAUCCCUGCUGGCGGGGAUAAGGAUAAGGGGAAAAAGACGAAGAGGCCACGUCUUGAGCCCUCUGCCCCCAAGUCUACGAGCGUCGCGGUUCCCUCCGUCGUUCGUCCCAUUUCCGAGGUCUGGAAGGACAUGGCCCUCCAGGCCGGGUUGGAGCUAUCAGGUCGUUCCUCGGGCGACUCUGUUGACAACGCCCUGCUUCUGAGCCUUGAGGUCAGGCUGAGCUUGCUGCAGGCUAAGUCUGCUCGGGAGAGAGAUCUCGCCGAGCUCAGGAAGAAGGCUGAUGCGGCCCUUAAGAGGGAGCAGGAAGCUCUGCUGCAGCGGGAGGCCGCUCAGGCAGAGGCGAAGAGGGCGCAGGCUGCCCUGGCCCAGGCCCAACAAGAGCUCCAGGCCGUUCGUGCACAGGGCGAAUGUGAGAAACAAAGCCUGCUCGCCAAGGUGGCCCUGGCUGAGGAGCAUGGGAUUUUGUUUGUUCCUGUCGCAGACCCUGCCUCCCGUCCCGAAGGUGGGGAUCCUUCCACGGACGCUCUGACCCUGUCCCUUAACGUGGAGGAGUUCAAGAAGACUUCUCAGUUCCUCCAGGCUACUUAUGAGUACUGUUGGGGAGCUGCUGGGGAGGUUUUUGAAGCCGAACUGCAGUCGGUGGUGGAUAAGAAGCGUUUAGAUCAUGGGGUGUAGAUUUUGGGGAAGACUGUCCUUGGUGGUGAGUGGCUUAUGGAGCUUGCUGAUGAUUCCUUUGCCAAGGGGUACUUCGAAGGUGUAAAAGCCCUUAGAAGCGUGCUCCCUUUGGUCGGCUGUCCCCCGUUUAAUGUGGAAGAUUACACCGAUGGGGCUGAGCUUCGGCGAGUUAUGGGCAAACUCGACCGAGCCGAGCAGCGCGCGGCGGCUAUUCAGAGGGGUGAAAUCCCCGAUCCCCCCACUCCCGAGCCUCCCGUAGUGCCAGCAAAAGAUCCGUCGGCCUCCCCACACUCCCCUUCUCAUGGUUUUCUUACACAGCUUCGCUAGUUCCCUUUUCUGUUUGCUUGUACGUUCCGGCUAGUAAGGCCGAAGAAUAAAGCCUCCUUGUAUUUACAUCUUGUGUUCUGUUUACUUAUUCGUACUUUCCUACUUCCUCCCCCCUUCCUCUUUUUUUUUACGAGGAACGGCCCUUGAUCCUUAUUCAUGGGCCUUCACUUCUUCUGACGAGGAACGGCCCUUGAUCCUUACUCAUGGGCCUUCACCUCUUCUUCUGACGAGGAACGGCCCUUGAUCCUUACUCAUGGGCCUUCACCUUUUCUUCUGACGAGGAACGACCCUUGAUCCUUAUUCAUGGGCUUUAACUUCUUCUGACGAGGAACGGCCCUUGAUCCUUACUCAUGGGCCUUCACCUCUUCUUCUGACGAGGAAUGGCCCUUGAUCCUUAUUCAUGGGCCUUCACCUUUUCUGACGAGGAACGACCC
Molecule: messenger RNA, 3881 nt
Organism: Cuscuta europaea
Lineage: Eukaryota; Viridiplantae; Streptophyta; Magnoliopsida; Solanales; Convolvulaceae
Source: the annotation of a GenBank genome assembly